GCUUGGACGUCCGGUCAUGACUUGUUCAAGACCUGAUGUCCUUGCCAUCUUUUUCCAUUUUCACUCGGUAACUGUCUCUUUCACCAACAUUAUAAAUACCAUGAAACAAACAAAGCUCAAAUUAGUAGCAGCAACAAUGGCAGAAGAUGAUGACGAGCUCCACCCACCGUCAGUCUAUCGAUUCUACCCAACAGAACAAGAACUCAUUUCCUUCUAUCUCUGGAACAAGCUACAAGGCUUAAGAACACAAGACCUUCAUCGUGUCAUCCCAGUCGUCCAUGUCUACGAAUACAAUCCUUGCAACCUUCCAAGGUUGGCUGGUGAGUUUUGUCGUCGGGACACUGAGCAGUGGUUCUUUUUUGUGCCGAGACAAGAAAGGGAAGCACAAGGAGGAAGGCCAAGCCGGACCACCGCCUAUGGCUACUGGAAAGCCACCGGUUCGCCUACAUAUGUCUACUCGUCUGAUAACAAAGUAAUUGGAUUGAAGAAGACAAUGGUGUUUUAUGAAGGGAGGUCUCGUACUGUGAAGAAAACCGAAUGGAAAAUGAACGAAUAUCGAGCAAUCAGUGUAGACGUAGAUGCUACCAACACUUUCUCCGUUCCACAGUUAAGGCAUGAGCUAAGCCUGUGUAGAGUGUAUGUGGUUUCAGGAACAACACGAGCAUUCGAUAGGCGACCUUUGGGGAUAGAAUGGACGGAGAUGGUGACUCCUCAAGUGAAUAGAGGUGGAUCGUCUUUUGGUACGGUUGGUAACAAUUGAGUUGUACCUCAAUGGAAAUUGGGAACGUCAAUAAGCAUAUUUAUCAUAUUUAUAGAACAAAUUCUAUAUUUGGAAACUUUUUAAUAUCAAUUUCAAUCUGUUAGAAAACUGAUUAUAAACAUAUAUGUGGUGUUGUUAAGUGCUAAUUUAGUAUUAUAUUAUUUGGAGUGGGACAUAA
Lactuca sativa (garden lettuce) is the source of this 938-nucleotide messenger RNA. RefSeq names its product NAC domain-containing protein 90. Lineage: Eukaryota; Viridiplantae; Streptophyta; Magnoliopsida; Asterales; Asteraceae. Gene Ontology annotation, biological process: regulation of DNA-templated transcription. Gene Ontology annotation, molecular function: DNA binding. The record is from RefSeq and is a predicted model, not a curated record.